Molecule: messenger RNA, 2820 nt
Organism: Dermacentor andersoni
Lineage: Eukaryota; Metazoa; Arthropoda; Arachnida; Ixodida; Ixodidae
Gene: GCS1
Product: mannosyl-oligosaccharide glucosidase
Biological process (GO): oligosaccharide metabolic process; protein N-linked glycosylation
Cellular component (GO): endoplasmic reticulum membrane
Molecular function (GO): Glc3Man9GlcNAc2 oligosaccharide glucosidase activity
Source: RefSeq, a predicted model, not a curated record
UAAAGACGGUAGAUUAUUUGUAAGCGGCAGCAACGUGUUCUUUAUUCUAUGGCAACGUGGAGAAGCCGGUGAAAUGACGCUAACGUAUUAUUCUUUGAACGUAUGUUUCACUGAAAUGGGCGAUUUGGCAUAGAGGCAUUGGAGACUGCACAUAAAAACGUAUCAGCCGCACGUGAUGGCUCGGCAAAGAAAAGUGGAGUCUGCGCGGCCUGCGCCAGGACGUCCAACAUCAAAACCAGCAGUCGCUCACGUACGAAAGCCUAGCCCAGAACGGAGGUUCGAUUCGAAGUUCACCAUCUUUGUAGUGUUUAAUGGCUGCCUCAUAGUUUCUGUUGUACUUUACGUUUACUUCCUGCACUAUUUGGAAUCGUGGGUCAUCCAACCAGUGGAUCUGCCUAAAGUGACUGUCAAGUCCGGACUCGACGUUCCAGAACGGUUUUGGGGGAGCUACAGGAGCUCGUUAUACUUCGGCCUGAAAACUCGCAGCCCCCAGCCGUUGGUGGCUGGACUUAUGUGGUUCUCCCACAAGCUAAAGAAUCAGAACUUGCCGAUAAGGCAUUGGUGCAAUCAGUGGGACAGACUUCAGAAGUAUGGAUGGCUGCGACAUGAUGGGGUCAACUUUGGUACGCAGCGAAUAGUCGACGAGGAAUUUGUGAUUGAGACAUCUUUUGUGAAGAAAGCAGGAGGUCUUAAUGGAGGCGACUGGACAGCACGAAUUUCUGUGAAGGAGAAGGUACCAGGUGCUGUUCCUACAGCUCCACUGUCUCUACUAUUUUACUUUGCUACGGAUGGCCAUGGACACCUCUGGCCAAAUGUUGAUGCCAAAUCUCACCUUGGCUACAUUGCCGGAGAAACUCCGGAGUUGGGGCACUUUACAGCUACUUUUCAUGAUAGGAACCCACAAAAUGUGGUGCACUAUAGCUACCUGAGUACAGUUGCACCUGGGCUCGAAAGCCUCAAAGAAACUGUUCUCCACAAUUUGAUGAUUCACCGGCGUAAAAAGGGUGCUAGGGAUCUUUAUGUCACUCGUGGCACUGUACUUUCUGCAGAGGAUAGAGAGCGUAAGAAGUCUCCAAACUUUGUUCUUACCCAGGUGACAGUAAUGCCUCCAUAUGAACUAGAAGUAACCUUUGAGUCUGGGAGUUUUGAGGAUCGGCCAAACAGGCUUAGUGGGGAGAUUUAUGACCAAGCUUUGGCUGAGUAUAGUGCUAAAUUUGAUGAACGGUUUCACAAGCUAUUCAAGCUGCAAAGCAAGGGUUUUAGUGAGGAAGACAAUGAAGCUGCCAAAGAAGUCCUUAGCAAUAUGGUGGGAGGUAUUGGCUAUUUCUAUGGCUCUUCCUUAGUUCAGUCUUUUCAUAAUAAGGAACCUGUGGAGUACUGGAAAGCAGCUCUCUACACAGGAGUGCCAUCGCGAUCUUUUUUUCCUAGAGGCUUCCUCUGGGAUGAAGGGUUCCAUAACCUUUUACUAAUGCAGUGGGAUCCAGAGAUCUCCAAAGACAUACUUGGCCACUGGCUUGACCUAAUGAAUGUGGAUGGCUGGAUACCACGUGAACAAAUCCUUGGUGCUGAAGCACGUGCUCAAGUUCCAGCUGAAUUUGUUGUACAGAGAGACACAAAUGCGAAUCCACCAGCCUUGUUGCUUGCACUUGAAGCCCUUCUGAGACAGCCCAAUGCUUUGGCCACACAUGGAGAUUUCCUUCAGCGAGCCUUUCCACGUUUUCUAAAGCUUUUCUACUGGCUGAACAGCACGCAGGUGGGUAAAACACCUGGCUCCUAUCGAUGGCGAGGCAGGGAUGCCAGCAGCCGCACAGAACUAAAUCCAAAGACCCUGACAUCUGGACUGGACGAUUAUCCAAGGGCAUCACACCCAUCUGAAGAUGAGCGUCAUGUGGACCUUUACUCUUGGCUAGCUUUUUCAUCUGGUGUGUUGGCCGAGGCAGCACACUUGCUGAAUCAUUCCAGCAGCCAUAGCUUAACAGCCACACACCAGAUGUUGAGUAACACUGCAUUGCUAGACAAACUGCACUUGUCUCCACAAACUCAGCGAUACUGCGACUAUGGUCUCCACACAGACAAGGUGCGCUUGGUGGAGCAGAAACCACCACCAGGUCAGGCACCAGGAGCACCACCACUGCCCAAGAUUCGACUGGCCAUGGAAGCACCGCGACUGCAGUUUGUGGAACACUUUGGCUAUGUAAGUCUGUUUCCCUUUCUGCUCCGGCUGCUCCCUUCCGAUCACCCUGCACUGGGAAAGCUACUGACGGACCUUCGGAAUCCAGCUCUACUGUGGACCAACUAUGGUCUGAGAUCACUUUCCAAAGAUUCGCCCAUGUACCUUGAGAAGAACACAGAGACAGACCCGCCUUACUGGAGAGGUCCAGUUUGGAUAAAUAUCAACUACUUAGCAGUAAAAGCAUUGAAUCACUACAGUGACCUUCCAGGACCAUUCCAGGAGAAAGCUUUCCAGCUGUAUAAGGAGCUCAGAAACAACAUCAUCAGCAAUAUUCUAAAGGAGUAUCACCAGUCCAACUACAUAUGGGAGAACUAUGAUGACAACACAGGCAAGGGUCGUGGAUCGCAUCCCUUUACAGGCUGGUCAGCCCUUGUGGUGCUACUCAUGGGGGAGGUAUAUUAGUGUUAUGCUUUUGCAUUGUGUGUCAUAUUGUGGGAAAGAAGUCUUAUUGCUUUAUUUUUUUUAUUAAAGUUUAAAUUGUCUUUAUCAUUGUGUUCAUGUUUGGUGCUGCAGAAAUGAGCACAGAAGUGCCAAAGAAUAUGUAGUUAAUUUUUAUAAAACUAAAUAAAAAGCAAUUAAAGUGGUUU